Messenger RNA from Carassius carassius (crucian carp), 411 nucleotides. RefSeq names its product histone H2A. Bases 25 to 411 code for a protein of 128 amino acids. Lineage: Eukaryota; Metazoa; Chordata; Actinopteri; Cypriniformes; Cyprinidae. The record is from RefSeq and is a predicted model, not a curated record. Gene Ontology annotation, cellular component: nucleosome. The transcript has a single exon. Gene Ontology annotation, molecular function: structural constituent of chromatin; DNA binding; protein heterodimerization activity.
AACAGCCGAUUAAAACCGUUCAGAAUGAGUGGAAGAGGCAAAACCGGUGGUAAGGCCAGAGCCAAGGCUAAGACCCGCUCCUCCAGGGCAGGACUUCAGUUCCCCGUCGGUCGUGUUCACAGACUCCUCCGCAAAGGGAACUACGCCGAGCGCGUCGGUGCCGGUGCUCCGGUGUAUCUGGCCGCUGUGCUCGAGUACCUGACUGCUGAGAUCCUGGAGCUGGCUGGAAACGCCGCUCGGGACAACAAGAAGACCCGUAUCAUCCCCCGUCAUCUGCAGCUGGCGGUGCGCAACGACGAGGAGCUCAACAAACUCUUGGGCGGAGUGACCAUCGCUCAGGGCGGCGUGCUGCCCAACAUCCAGGCCGUGCUGCUGCCCAAGAAGACCGAGAAGCCCGCAAAGACCAAAUAA